AAUAAGGUACAUAUUUCCUUCUCUGACUUUUUGUUUCUAGAAAUUCUGGAUAAGAGAAGAAGUUUUUGAUAAGAUGACCAAAUUGAACACAUGCUAGUUGAACCUAGCACCUAUAAACUUUAGCAUUCCCUUUAGUUUGCAGCAUCGUAAGAAACAAGCAGUUAAUCAUAUGAUUUCUAUGUUUUUAAGUGUAUAUUCACUGCUUAUGUGCUACAGUUGCUUUGUGCCUUGCCCUCUACGUGCAAGUAAAACAUUUACGUUGUCCAUCAUGGUACAAGUAAAUCAUUUAGGUGCUGCAUCUCAGGGGGAGUGUAUCAGAUGAGGGUGGCUAGGCUCUAGUAAGUUAUAAGUGUGGAGCGUCCGGACGGUCUCUAUUGGCAUCCGGACGGUACUCUCUUGGAUUCCGGAUGGGAAUGGAGCCCAAUCGUCCGGACGGGACCUGCUUGUGUCCGGACGCGCGCGGCAACCACUGGGCGAACGGUUAGUAAAACCGUCCGGACGCACGCGACCUGUCCGCAUGUUCCCAAUGCAGCGCGCGUCCGGACGAAGUAACUGCACUGUCCGAACGGGGACCCCACAGAGGCUAUAUACACCCCAGAAUCGCCGCUCUCUCCUCCAGACCCCACUAAAUCUCCUCUUUGGCAGUUUGUGAGUGAUAGUUUUUGGUGUUUUGGAGUAAUUUCAUCUCUACUUGUCUUUUGUUGCAUUCUCACUCCAUUCGAGUUUUCUGUGCAGAAUCAUGUCUGCAGGCAGUCCACCAUGCAGGGUCUGUCAGAAGACUGUGGAAGAUAGGGCUGCAAUCCAGGCCAAGACUAUGGACCACACAGUCAUUGCUGAGCGAAACGUCAUUCGGUCUAAUAUCAUGGUGCCACCGCUGGACAGCAUUCAUGCCAUUAUCCAGACAUACAAUUGGGGAUAUCUCCAUAGCUGUGCAUGUGUGGUGUACACCAGACUGGUCAAGCUCUUCUACGCCAACCUGGAAGUGGUGCAGAACAAUGAUCGUGGAUUGGUGCUUCAGUCCACCGUUGCAAGCGAUAUCAUCACUAUUGAUCCUCAGGUCAUCAGUCACAUCAUCCGAGUCCCAGUGCUCGAGAUUUCGGCCAGCCCAUACAAUGAGGUGGUGCUUCCUCCUUCCCUGGAUGAUCUCAGAGAAUUCUUCCAUGCCAUUCCCCAAGGUGAGGAGCGCUCUACCUCCAUCAGGAUUGGUGCCUUGUCUCCCUCCCACCGUAUGCUGGCCAAGAUCAUUCAGCAGAACAUCUGGCCUGCUGCUCGGUGCAGUGAUCUGAUCCUAAAACGGGCCCAGUUUGUCUAUGCAGUCCACCUUCACUUGCCUUUCUGCCUGUGCAAGCAUAUUCUGGGUGUUAUGAUGGAGGCCCGUGAUGAGGGAAAUGUCGGUCUCCCGUUUGGCUACCUACUCACUCAGAUUAUCCUUCAGUCGGGAGUCAAUGUCACUGUCGAACCGAAGAUGAAGAUCCAACAGCCCAUCAGCAAGCAGACACUGAUGAAGUCCAAUGCGCAGCUGCGGAGAGAUGACUCCGAUGAUGAGGUGCCCAUAGCUGCUACCAUGCCGGUUGGAUUUCCAAAGAUGGCUUCAUUCUCCCAGACCAUCCCGUCCUCUGAGCCGGAGGUCAACUAUUCCCAGAUCAUGGAGGCCCUUGCUGCCAUUCAGGGGGGGAUGAGCAGUAUACAGGUGACUAUGUCCUCCAUGCAGCAGGAGAUGCACUCUACAACCUGCAUGUAGAGCAAAACUAGCUAGACCUUCAGAAGUGCCUGAAGUUUCAUCAUCCUAGUAGCAGUGAUGAUGAGGAUGAUGCAGACAAGACUAUACCCCUGCCUGAGGAUGUUUGAUUCCCUCUUGUUUUUGUUUUGUUGUCUUUUUGUUUAAGACUUUUUGACAUAUGUUAAACUGUUUGACUUAUAUUACUCUGUUUCCUGGGUCCUUCUGAGACCGUUAGGGGGAGUAAUUUUUAUUACAGUUGGUUUUUAUUACUCUGUUUUACUCUUUGUCCCUUUGUGACAAAAAAGGGGGAGUAAUUUUUGUUUGGACUGGGAAUGUAUUUCCAAACCGGUCAAGAGAUUUUUGUCCCAGAAUGGCCAAACGGGGAGUUUGUUAGUAUUUUGGCCUCAUUCUGUGUUUGGACAAAAUCACUUGUAUGUGUAAAGAUGCUGUAAACAGGGAUUCCACUUUCAGAGCACUAUCAGAAGACUAGGCAUCGAAGAUUUCGGUUCCCUGUCAGCCGUCCGGACGAUCGAGCCAUCCCGUCCGGACGCACAUUUGACCACUGAUGAGUGCCAAAAAGUGUAUAUUUGGACCCCUUAAUUUACAUUAGUUAAACCUUUAGCUUUGUUAUUUUCUAAUGUUUUGGUUAGUUUUGAUGUUUUUGCGUUUUUGCAAGACAUUAAGAGAAAAAUGGUAAUUUUCAAGUGAAAAUACAUAAAAAGCUGGAAAUUCAGAAUUUCUGGGAAGUCGAUCGAUCGAAAAUUGCUUGAAGUCGAUCGAUUGAUCGAAUUUAUGCGGAGCUGGAAUUUUAGAAACCCUAGCUAACUCUAUAAAUACCAUUCUUUUCUCAUUUUUAGAGAGGAGGGAUGCCGCUUGGGAGCGCCCUAGGCCCCGUUCUCACUGUAGUUUAAGGUUUUUGGGUUGAUUUUGACCUAAAACUUCAAUUCUUUGUAAGUUUCUUUGAUUUUUAAUGCAUUCUUGUUAUUUAUU
This is a messenger RNA of Alnus glutinosa, 2710 nucleotides long. RefSeq lists its product as uncharacterized. The transcript has 3 exons. The record is from RefSeq and is a predicted model, not a curated record. Bases 740 to 1741 code for a protein of 333 amino acids. NCBI's taxonomy places the organism in Eukaryota, Viridiplantae, Streptophyta, Magnoliopsida, Fagales, Betulaceae.